Molecule: messenger RNA, 2871 nt
Organism: Amaranthus tricolor (Joseph's coat)
Lineage: Eukaryota; Viridiplantae; Streptophyta; Magnoliopsida; Caryophyllales; Amaranthaceae
Product: pentatricopeptide repeat-containing protein At5g67570, chloroplastic
Exons: 9
Coding region: 124-2718 (864 amino acids)
Biological process (GO): chloroplast organization
Cellular component (GO): chloroplast
Molecular function (GO): protein binding
Source: RefSeq, a predicted model, not a curated record
UGACACUUUACAUGAAUAGUAAUAUAGAAUUUAGAUAAAGCUUGUAGAGAGAACUCAAAACCUCCACUAAACCCUUUGAUAUAUGCCACUCAAUCCUUUCAACAACAUCUAAUUUCAUCAUCAAUGGAGACCUCAACCACAGCUUCGGCAUUACCAACUUGUAACUCCUUCGACCCACUUACCGACCAAAUCAAACAAAGAAUUCUAAAGAAAGGGGUUUUACCAACUCCCAAAAUCAUUCACACUCUCCGCAAAAAACACCAACAAAAAUCCCUCCGCAAAUUCAAACGUCUCCAAUCCGAGUCCUCAAAUGAGCCCUUUACUCAAUCUCAAAAAGAUGCUCUUUCUCAUGAAUUUUAUUUCCAAAACAUUUCUCAAGAGUACAGGGCGUUUUCCAAAACCAUUAAUUCAAAUUCCAACCACUCUAAUUUGGUGGGAAAGCCAUGGGAGCCCUUAGAGAAAGAGAAAUUGAGGGAAAUAGGAAGUGGGUAUGAAACAAAAGAGAAAAAUUUUACUGGGAAAUUGAAUUAUGAACAAUUGAAGGAACUGGGUCUGCUUUUUGAGGAGAGAAAGGUUGAAUCUUUGUCGUCAUUUUUGGAUGAUGAUGUUGAAUUGGAAGAUGGAAUUUUGAUGGAUGAGAGUCCAGGUGACUUGACUUUUUGCCGUCGAAUUAGUGAUGGUGAAGCAAUUAAGAUUCUUGUUAACAGGCUUAGUGUUCGUGAGAUCACAAGGAAGGAUUGGAAGUUUACAAGGAUGAUGAAACAGUCAGAACUGAAGUUUACUGAAUUCCAGUUGCUUAAGAUUCUUGGAGGGCUUGGUGAUCAGGGGUGUUGGAAACAGGCGAUGGAGGUUGUGGAAUGGGUGUAUAGUAGAAAAGAACAUAGACAUUACAAAAGCAGGUUUGUUUACACAAAACUUCUGGCAGUUCUUGGGAAGGCAAGAAAGCCAGAUUUAGCUCUCCAAGUCUUCGAGAAAAUGCGUUUAGACUGCCACAUCUAUCCUGACAUGGCUGCAUACCGUAGUAUUGCUGUUACUCUCGGUCAAGCUGGGAUGGUCAGGGAGCUGAUGAGCAUUAUCGAGAGCUUGAAGGAGAAGCCAUCUAAAUAUAUUAAGAAUAUGCGUUCCAAGAACUGGGAUCCCACCCUUCAACCUGAUAUAGUAGUAUACAAUUCUGUAUUGAAUGCUUGCGUCCCGUCCAAUCAGUGGAAGGGAGUCUCAUGGGUGUUUGAACAGUUGAGGAAGUCUGGUCUAAGGGCAAAUAGUGCUACUUAUGGACUUGCAAUGGAGGUGAUGUUAAAGUCUUCAAAGUUUGACCUAGUUCACCAGCUGUUUCAGAAAAUGGCAAAGAGCGGCAAGUCUCCAAAUGCUCUUACAUACAAAGUUCUUGUGAGAACAUUCUGGAAGGAAGGUAAAGUUGAGGAUGCGGUGAGGGUAGUUAGGGAAAUGGAACAAAGGGGAAUUAAGGGAUCAGCUUGUGUGUACUAUGAACUAGCUUGUUGCCUUUGCAACAAAGGAAGGUGGCAAGAAGCAAUGAUAGAGGUUGAGAGGUUAAAAAAACUGCGACUUUCGAAACCAUUGGCUGUGACCUUCACUGGCAUGAUCAUGUCUUCUAUGGAUGGUGGGCAUAUUGAAGAUUGUAUAUCGAUUUUUGAGAAUAUGCGAGAUCAUUGUUCUCCAAAUAUUGGAACGAUAACUGCGAUGCUGAAGGUUUAUGCGCGUAAUGAUAUGUUCUUAGAGGUUAAGGAGUUGUUUGAAAAUGUCAAAGCUGGAAAUACAACUUUUCUGGGGGUUGAUGGCACUCCUUUAGUACCAGAUGUGUAUACUUACAGAGCAGUGCUUGAAGCAUCAGCUUCUGCACAUCAAUGGGAGUACUUUGAAUAUGUUUACAAGGAAAUGUGUUUUUCUGGAUACCAGCUUGAUCAGAGAAAACAUGCAACACUUCUUGUUGCGGCAUCAAAAGCGGGCAAGUGGCAUUUGUUGGAGCAUGCCUUUGAAACAACUUUGGAGGCAGGUGAAAUCCCAUACUCAAUGCUAUUCACUGAAAUGGUCUGCCAUGCAGUUGUUCGGGAUGAUUAUGUAAAAGCAGUCAACAUUGUUAACUCAAUGGCAUACGCUCCAUUCCGACUUGAUGAGAAAGACUGGACUGAUCUUUUUGAGAAAAAUAAGGAUAGGAUCAGUGAUGAACACCUCAAGAAGUUUUCAACUGCUCUUUGUGAAAGUAAUUUGCCAAAUGAAUCCACGGUCUCUAAACUGCUUAAUGCAUUGCAUUCGAUUUGUGGGUUGAUGCCAAAUGAAUUUGAGAAUGUUGAUAUAAAUGGAAGGGAUGGUUUAGGUAUAGUUGGACAUCCAGAACCAGCGAAUGAUGAAUUUGUCCUCGACAAAGUAUCUGCUGGUGAACCUACCGAUGGAAAGCGCAGUGUAGAUGAAUUUAAAGCCUUUUGUCCACAAUAUGAAUCCAAUGAAGAAGACAGAGCCGGUUCUUGUAGCAAGUCAUCAGGCUUUGUUGAUGUGGGUUCUGAUGGGCGUGGUAUGUUGAGUGAGGUUUUUUUACAUGUAGAUUUGCACUGUCGAGAUGAUUUUGAUGAAAUGCUACUUCCUGAUGCUCAGUAUUCGGAUGUUAGUGAUUCAGAUGAGCCAGACUUACCCUCAGCAGAUGAAAUAUUGCAAUCUUGGAAGAAAACCAGGAGAAAGAAUGGAACAAUUUCCUUUUCUGUUUAAGUUGGUUAUUGUUCUGAAGACGACUAGCUUUUACAUAUUGCGAAUGCCAUGUGUUGUAUGUAAGAGAAAUGAUUAACUGAUGAGUGAUGUUCAUCAAUGAAGCUUGUGUGAGCAAAUUCCAAUAGUAACAGUUUUCUUGAUGGAAAUUUGUAA